AAGAUAUGUCAUGAUAUUCUUUUUCGAUCUAACAAUAAUAGAUAUUUUACAUUUUACCUUUCCAGCUUUGUGAUCUUAAUGCAACGGCAUCAACAGCCAAUUACUGAAAUGCAGAAAGGGAGGAUUACAGAUCUUUCAAAACGCCUGGACGAGGGCCUGUUCAAAGCUGCUCUCACGAAGGAUGACUACAUGAACUUGGAUACACUAGAGAGUCGUUUAUCUAAUUUCCUCCGACAAGCAACUAUGCAUAAUCACAACAAACAGUCUCCUCAGCUUGUUAGCUCUUCUCCGAUGGGUACAAUGAUACCAACCCCUGGUAUGUCGUAUGGUCCAAACUCAAGCAUGGCAGUUGCACCUUCUAUAGACGCCUCAAUGAUUUCUUCCAGUGGGUGUAAUAGCAUAGUACCAACAUCUUUCAAUAGUCCAAAUAUGUUACCUGCAGGCGGCAUGCUUGGCAGUUCCAAAGUUCACAAAGAUGUAUGCACCAAGGUGUUACAAUUAUCUACUGAAACUCCCAAGGAUUCUGAUAUGGACACUGUUAGUGGGAGCAUUUAUUCGACUGAUCAACUAGAAGAGUUUGUGUCAAAACUCGCUGCCCACAGUCACUUGAAUUCGUUGGUAUCUACCUGCUCCUCUAGUGCCCUGUCUCAAAACUCGAAUGCCCAAAAAAUUUCAGAAAUUAUGCAAAAACUGAAACCUUUGGUGAGCAAGGAUCUUGACUCAAUCAUGUCCACCACUGGAGUUGUCGAAGAAAUAUCUUCGUUGGUGAAAGAUUUAAAUGAAAUCAAAGAUCACCUCAGUUUUGCCGAUUUUGGGACGUUUUCUGCAGUUCAGAUGGCUAUUGGUCGUUUUGAGAACAUCAAACUUGCUCUAUCCAAUUAUCAUGGUGUGCAUCAAGAACAACAGGAAGUUUGUGGGUGUAUUCAAGAAUUGAUACAGCAUCGAACAAAUGUGAAUGGUAAGCAUGAGGAACUUAACCAAAGAAAACAACAAGUCUCUAACCGCAUCAUUGUUCUUCGUCAUGAUCUUCAAGAAGCAGAAAAGGAACUACAGACAAUAUUGGCUGAUAAGAAAACCAACACAGCAUCUGGAAAACACAUUGAGUCCAAAAUCAAUGAAGAAUAUUCAAAAGGAGUCAACCUCAUGACCAAGAUGUCGUCCAUUGAAACUGAAUAUCAUUCUGCUCUGAGUAAGAAAGCCUCUCUAGCUGAACAUUGGGCCUAUGUUCAAGCUUGUUUCUUUCCAAAAUCAGUUUAAUUUAAUCACUUACAUUAACUUAGAUUUCAUAAGAACAAUUUGUAAUUCUAUUGCAUUUUAGGUUGUGUUCCCUUUUGUUGAACAA
This is a messenger RNA of Medicago truncatula (barrel medic), 1342 nucleotides long. RefSeq lists its product as uncharacterized. NCBI's taxonomy places the organism in Eukaryota, Viridiplantae, Streptophyta, Magnoliopsida, Fabales, Fabaceae. The record is from RefSeq and is a predicted model, not a curated record. The transcript is spliced from 3 exons. The coding region runs from base 79 to 1257 and encodes 392 amino acids.